Messenger RNA from Marchantia polymorpha subsp. ruderalis, 4090 nucleotides. Lineage: Eukaryota; Viridiplantae; Streptophyta; Marchantiopsida; Marchantiales; Marchantiaceae. The record is from the annotation of a GenBank genome assembly.
GCGAAAUUAGCGAGAGCCCGUGGUUGUAGCAGGAGCAGGAGCAGGGGGCGAGCAGCAGCAGCAGCAGCAGGGGAUGGAUUGAUGAGAGCGAAGCGUGCACUCUUCGUUCAUGUGCCGGGGCGUUUACUUUUGGACUGGGCUGGCCUUGUUCUGUCUCUGUGCGUGUCCGUCCUGCCUGCGAUGCGAUGGGGUCGAUAUGCUUCGCUCUGUGCAGCACAGGGGAGGACAUUUUUAGGUUUGUGACUCUCUAGGGCGCACGGCACGAGGACUGAGACGAGUGACCGACUGCCGCGGAAGAAGAAGAAGAAGAAGAAGAAGAAGAAGCUGUUGUUGUGCUUGUGGAUGAUGGAUUUGGUGUUUUAGGUAGUCGUGAGUGAGGGAAAGUGAAGGUUGAGGUUGGACUUAGAGUCGAAGGUGCAUCGACAUAGUUGGACUUAGAGAGAGUCGAAGGUGCAUCGACAUCGAAGUAAGGGAGGAAGAGGGUGAAGCACGGGCUCCAUUCAGGGAGUUGGCUGGCGAGGAGGGCGGUGAAUUUGGGUUGGCGGUGCUUCGCUCGCAGUAGUCGGAAGGGGAUUCGAGAUUCGGAGGUGAGAUUUCAGGGCGGUGCUGUCAGGUUGAUGCGGGUCGAAGUGAUAGCAGGGAAGCAGAGCAAAAGGAGGAGGGCUAUGGCGAAGGAGUGAAUAUGGCACACGGGCAUGAGACAGGGCUAGCUUGGGAAUGGGACAGUGUAUUGCUCCUGGCCAACCCCUCCCUCACUUCGCAUUCUCUUGAAGGCGAUGGAAGUACAAGCUGCGGGUUGCCGGGGUCAUCCGCAGCAGAUCAGAACCACGAGCACGAUAAUCAUUGUCACGAGCACAAUCAUGAGCACAAUCAUGAUAAGUUUCACGCACAUGAGACCUCAUCCGCCGACCAUGUGCAGACGGACUCCAUAUCCUCGGGUUCUCAGCAGAUGGGAGUGAACACGGAUUGGAGAGAUCCAAGGCUGGAUUGCCCGAAUUUUUUGGCCGGUAGAGUUCCCUGUGCGUGCACGGACAAUGAUGACGAUGACAGUGGCGUGAGCCGGAAACGAUCGAAGCCCGUGCCUCGGUGUCAGGUUCAAUCGUGUGGUGCCGAACUUACAAAUUUGAAGGGAUAUCAUCAGCGUCAUCGAGUGUGUCUGCGGUGUGCUCAUGCGACCCGUGUAGUACUGCGAAAUCAGCCCCACCGAUACUGUCAGCAAUGUGGCAAGUUUCAUCCCAUCUGUGACUUCGAUGAGGGAAAGAGAAGCUGCAGAAGGAAACUGGAGAGGCACAACAACCGGCGCAGGAGGAAGGCGCUGGAGUCAGAGGAUACUCUACCACCCCUGGACAGCGGGGACAUAGAACCACGAUCUGACAGCAGCCCAGCGGAUGAUGCAAUGAACACUACUAAGCCUAUCCUUUUCCUUGAAGGAGAAGACAAGGCUUCAAGUGGAGGCGGAGUAGGUUUUGAUUCAGAAAUGGCUCAGCCAUCCGCUGUCGUAACUCCUAAUGGCAAGUUCAUUGCAUCCAAAGAAGCGGAUGAGGCAGUCAUUGCAACGGUGGGAACUGAUGUCGAGAUGUCUUUGCAACCAUUAGCCCCACCUGUGGAUAAAAUCGUCGAGGAGAUUUUCCCCACGUCUGAACCUUCAACGAAGAGUCCAGAACUCGUGCAUAGUCCGGAGGUGCAACAUGUCCACAAGAAAGAUUGCCUUCCACAUCCCGAGCAUGUUCCUAUCAGCAGGGACAGUCAUUUGAGCAAUACCCAGACUAUGAGUACCAACGACAUGUCAUCGCACCACAUCUCCCCUCGAGAUCCACAAGAAGCUGAACGCUUAGUCAGAGGGCACGAUGAAGAAUCGUUGUUAGCACUGCUCAUGGAGGAUAACUCUGCCACAGAAGGCUCGGGUUUGUCCCAAAAUGGAAGUGUUGAGGUCAGUGAGGCACUUCUCUGGGAUUCUUCUCCACCUCCAAUCAGACCCAGUAAACAAGCAACCUACUCUUCUCCAAAUCCAACUGGUCGUAUUUCAUUCAAGCUUUACGAUUGGAAUCCUGGUGACUUUCCUCGGCAGUUACGCCAGCAGGUUAUGCAGUGGCUGUCACAAAUGCCAGUUGAUCUGGAGGGCUACAUACGGUCGGGAUGCACCAUUCUUACUCUAUUCGUCUCCAUGCCUCAGCCAAUGUGGGAGAAACUGAAUGCAGAUUGGACCGAGUCCGUUCUUCGUCUUGUGAGAGGACAAUGUGGUACUUUCAAAUUUUGGAAUUCUGGAUACUUGAUUGCCAGAGUGGGUCAGCAAAUUGUGCAUGUUGAGAAUGGUAAAGCGGUACAUCCUCUUUGUGGAAGAAGUGACCAAGGUCCAAUGCUGGAAGGAGUCUACCCGAGUUGUCUUGAGGCAGGAGUCGAGCAAGUUGUUGUGAUCUCAGGAAGCAACCUUCAGCAAUCCGAAUCAAGACUUUUAGUUUCUUUUGAUGGCUCGUAUAUCAAGAACGAGGUGUCAAGUCCUGGCAUGGAUAAAGAAAAGGCAGAUAGCAGCAGUUUGCUUCAGGCGACCUUUCCUGCUCUUCACUCCCAAAAGUAUGGGACAGCUUUUAUUGAGGUAGAGCACACCACAGGGAUUAGCAACUUUAUUCCCUUACUUGUCGCUGAGAAGAAAAUCGUCGAUGAAGUCAGAACCCUUGAACUGGAGAUAGACACUGCCACUACUUCUUGUUGCUCUUCUCAGAGUCACGACUCAAGAUUUCAGCCUCUGAAUCAGAAGAGGUAUCAUGACCUGCUCGUGGAUCUAGGAUGGGUUUUACGGAAUUAUACUCUCAAUAAUUUCAAUCCACACCAUCAGUCUCUGGGUCAGGAUGUCGAACGGCUGCAAGGGCUCCUGUUAUUUGGUGUCAGGAGAGGAUGGUACACCACAGUCCAAAGAGUAUUGCAGGUUGCGAAGAGAUCAGGUGUGAUCGAGAGGAUUGGUUUCUUGAAGAAUGGCAUGACUGCUUUACAUGUUGCCCUUCUACAUCAGCAGUUUGCAAUGAUGGAUCACCUUACCUCUCUGAUGGCGUCACUGGCUUGCGCGGGCUCGUGUGCUAGUAACUCCUGGUGGGAUGUCGACUGUCCUGUAUCAAGAGGAUUGACAGCGCGGCAAGUAUUAACCCUGCAAGCGAAGAGGAUGCAUUAUGGUUCUGCAAAGCCGGAGGGGAGGAAGCUUUUCGGGAAAAGCCUAGCAUAUGAGAUUCGCCAUGUUUCACAACCCAACGUUAACCCUGACGAACGGAGGUUUAGCAAGGGCUGCAACUCCAAAGCUGAUAUUUGUCCAAAGAACUUGGGUUAUCGACUUCUCUCGAAGGAAAGCCCUGAUUACCAUGAGGUGGACGUUCUCUGCUCAACAGAGGAAGAAGAAGCUAGGUUCUUCUUUCCUAGUGUAGACCAUUCCCGGGGAAAGAUCUCUACGUGGAAUUCAUUAUUGAGAAGGGACGAUGUUGACACACAGGUAAAAUCCCUUGUACCAUAUGGGAGAUCUAGAUGUUCGGUGGAAGGUUUGACCAUGUACAUUAGUAGAGCUAGCACAAGGAGGCCCGUAUACGCGAGUACUGUGGGUGUCCUACUUGUCUGUGCCGGACUUUGCGUGAUGCUGCAACAUCCGAAUGAGGUCAUUGAGCUCUCUUUGUCUUUACGGCGGUGUCUAUGGGGCCUUCAGAAUGGGCCUGUGUGAUCUAUUAUAUAGCAGUCAGAGACUGUAUUGGGGAUUAUUGCAACAUGUUUACGUUGUAUAUGUUUGGAAGCCAGCUGAUGACGAUCUACACACGGAAGAAAACAAUUGUUGUUGUAGUUCGACCCGUCGUGUACCAAAGAUAGCUCUAAUUAAUUUUUCUUUUUUGACGGUGAGGAUUCAGUUGGUACUACUCCUUUGUGGAGUUCUGCCUACUUAUAUUAGAAUCACAAGAACUGCAGUCACCAUUGAAACCCCUUGAGGUAAAUAACCUUCAUGGGUUCUUCCUGUAUUUGUCAUGUUACUGUCUUCACGCUCCUGACCAAUAGAUUGCGGAAGCGAUGGAUCGGUGCAAGUUAUCCACAUCGAAAGCUCACUUCGCGUUCACCUGUUCAG